AAGAGCCUCGACAGUUCCUGGUUCAUUUUUCCUGUUUGCGAGUCAAGCGAGUGUUCGUCACUUUUGUCUUUCUCUGCGGGAUUAAAAGUGGCAAACAUCUUUUUGUUUCACGCUGACAUCAUGAACUUGUUUUUAUUCUUUCUUCUGGUCGUGCAAAUGCACAGCGUGACGCCUGUGAUUCACACGCUGCAGUAUUUCCACACUGUGUCCUCUCAAGUUCCAAACUUCCCAGAGUAUGUGAGUGUUGGUUAUGUUGAUGGAGUUCAGAUUGUUCACUAUGACAGCAACAGCAGGAAAGCAGAAGCCAAACAGGACUGGAUGAACAAAAUCACAGCAGAGGAUCCAAAAUACUGGCAGAUACAAACAGAGAUCAGUGUUGAUAAUGAGUUGAGGGACAAACACAACCUUGAAGUUUUUAAGAAGCGUUUCAACCAAACUGGAGGUGUUCACAUUUUCCAGAGGAUGUCUGGAUGUGAAUGGAAUGAUGAGACUGAUGAAGUUAAAGGUUGGCGUCAGGAAGGUUAUGAUGGAGAAGAUUUCAUAUCGUUGGACAUGAAGACAUGGACAUUUACUGCAGCAAAACAACAAGCUUUCCCCACCAAACUCAAGUGGGACCAGAACAAACAUCUACUAGAUGACAAGAAGUUUUACUACACUGAGAUAUGUCCUUCUUACUUGAAGAAGUAUGUGAACAAUGGGAAGGAGGUCCUAAUGAGAACAGAGCUUCCAGAGGUGUUCCUGCUCCAGAAGACGCCGUCCUCUCCGGUCAGCUGCAUGGCGACAGGUUUCUACCCCGACGGUGCCGACCUGUUUUGGAGGAAAGACGGCGAGCAGAUCUUCGAGGACGUGGAGCACGGAGAGAUACUCCCCAACCACGACGGAACCUUCCAGAUGUCGGUGGCGCUGAAAGUGGAGGUGACGGCCGACGUGGAGGGCAAGUACGAAUGUGUGUUUCAGCUGUCAGGCGUCAAGGAGGACUUGGUCACCAAGCUGGAGAGAAGAAGCAUCCUGAGCAACGCAAGCCAUGAAGACAACUUGAGCGUCGCCCUCGCUGUGGCGGCCAUCAUCAUCAUCAUCAUCAUGGUCAUGGUCAGGCGUCACAGAAACAGACAAGGUGAGGGACGCCAAUGUCCUCUGUCUUCUUCUUCUCGGUGCACUCGGUCCAGGCCGUGAGUUGAUGCUUUCAUCCGGGCUGCAAAGGUGCGGCCAUCUUUUAGUUGCCUUCCAGCCAAACACUCAAAGAUCCACAGAGACAGAGCGCACACUCUCACGUAGAAACACGGCGUGACGUGAGG
This is a messenger RNA of Nerophis ophidion (straightnose pipefish), 1295 nucleotides long. Its product is annotated as class I histocompatibility antigen, F10 alpha chain-like. Gene Ontology annotation, cellular component: external side of plasma membrane. The record is from RefSeq and is a predicted model, not a curated record. Gene Ontology annotation, biological process: immune response. Lineage: Eukaryota; Metazoa; Chordata; Actinopteri; Syngnathiformes; Syngnathidae. The transcript is spliced from 5 exons. Bases 121 to 1173 code for a protein of 350 amino acids.